AUGGCUUCCUCUCCUUCCGCAGAGGCAUUCGAGACUGCAAAAAAAGAAUUUCUCCGCGAAUCGGACCUUAGCGCAGGAAUUGAUCUCUCAAGUUUCACGACGAUCCACGAUGUAUACGAUACCACGGACAAAAUUCAACAAGAGCAAUCGAGCUCAAAGGCACUGCGCUACCUGCAGAGGAUCCAGCCAUAUUUGACAUGCAUCAAUCAUUAUGCGGCUGUUGUCGAGACCUUCGCGCAAACAAAACCGGAGUUCAUCUCGCCGAUAUGGGGGAGCAUCAAAGCCAUCUUGUUGAUUGCCAGCACUUACGUUAGAAGCUACGACAAAAUUCUGGACGCCAUGGAGCAACUUGGCAAUGCCCUGCCGGAGUUUGACAAAUACGCCGAAACCUUUUACCGUAGCGACCGGAUCAAACAAGUGCUUGCUCUCUUCUACAAGGAUAUCCUCGACUUUCACUCUACAGUGCUCAAGUUUUUCAAGAUCAAGAGUUGGAGGCUUGUUCUUGAGUCUUUGUGGCCAAAGUAUCACGGAAAGUUGGAGGUCAUUUUGCACAACAUCGCGAAAAGCAAAGCCAUGAUGGACAGCGCGGUGACCUUGAUGGACAUCACUGAAGCUCAUCAGGCCAGGAUAGAUGCCUACCAAAAGUACGAACGAGAUUACGAAUUCCAGCAAAGACAGGACUUCGAAGCUGCCAAGCAAUCUUUGUCUCCGAAUCUCUACUACAAAGAGCUGGAGAACGCGACAGAGCGCUGCUCCGUAGACUCCGGAAAACAGAUACGAAAGCUGGACAAGUUCAAACUUUGGCUCGACCCAGCAAAACCCGACUCGCGGCUUCUAUGGCUGCAAGGCAUACCAGGAGCAGCUAUCAUCAACAAGGAUCUUAGACCGCUCGUAUCCAAUGCGUACAACGACAAGCUGGAUCAGUUUUCAAGCUCUGUCGAGUUCUCCAUGAUGAUGCUGCAAAGGCUCCUUCAGCAGUUGGGGCUGGCCUACAUCAUUGUUGAUGGUUUGGAUGAAAUUGCGGAGAUCAACAGGCCCCGUAUACUUGGCGCGCUCCUUGAGUUACACGACGCACACGACGACCUCAAACUGUUGAUCAGUAGUAGGGCUGAACAGGAUAUCCUCAGGAUGCUCGAGUCAAGAGUAGACCCCAUUCGUGUGCACAAUGAGAAUGGAGAAAGCAUCAAAGAAUACGUAGCCAAAAGGUCACAUGCGUGGCUAUCAACCUUGCCAUUUAAUCAAGACAAGAAGAACAGAAUUAAGGCUCUGAUGGGGAAGAUCGCACCAAAUGCACAAGGUAUGAUCGAGUCUUAA
This is a messenger RNA of Lasiodiplodia theobromae, 1314 nucleotides long. RefSeq lists its product as uncharacterized. The coding region runs from base 1 to 1314 and encodes 437 amino acids. The record is from RefSeq and is a predicted model, not a curated record. The transcript has 6 exons. NCBI's taxonomy places the organism in Eukaryota, Fungi, Ascomycota, Dothideomycetes, Botryosphaeriales, Botryosphaeriaceae.